This is a messenger RNA of Culicoides brevitarsis, 692 nucleotides long. RefSeq lists its product as uncharacterized. The coding region runs from base 67 to 528 and encodes 153 amino acids. The transcript is spliced from 3 exons. Lineage: Eukaryota; Metazoa; Arthropoda; Insecta; Diptera; Ceratopogonidae. The record is from RefSeq and is a predicted model, not a curated record.
GUUUGUAACCGAAAUUCGACUGAAAACGACAUCCAACGAUAAUUAUUAAAAAAAUUUAACAAAAAAAUGGGCAUUUGCACAAAAUUACCAACUGUUGCCUCCUGCUGUUGCGGUUGCACUCUUCGUACGGGAACUCUUAUUCUCGGAUGGAUUUUGAUCAUUGGAUCUGCUUUGGGACUUGCAGGAGCUGGAAGUUUAUUUGCUGCCCUUGAUAAAAAUGAUAAAGAUUACGGAGUUCUCUUCGGAAGUUUGGUCUUUAUUGUCGUUAUUUAUGUCUUGCAAUUGCUUUUGAACAUUCUGCUUGUGGUUGGAGCGACACAAAAUAAGCCAAAUUUGCUGCUGCCUUAUUUGUGGCUUGAUGCUAUACUUUUGAUCAUCAAUCUCGUGAAUGUAAUUUUAGCAUUCGUUGCGAAUUGGGCAACUGCCAUUGGAGUUUGUUUGGGAUGGCUUCUUUCAUUGUACUUCUUCAUGGUUGUUAAUUCGUUCUAUCAACAACUUAAGGGACGAGGACAUCAUGUAGGAGUUUAAAGUGCAAAAAAAAUAAAAAAUAAAUCUAAUAAAUAGUAUCGUAAAAUUCAAUAAGUUUUAUGAAUUAAAAACUACUGUCAAAAAGUGAUCAGAUUUUUUUUUUGUAAUCUUCCGAUACUUAAUCCAAAGAUAAAUAUGUUUAGAUUUUCAUGAGCAAAUUUUAU